Messenger RNA from Vigna umbellata (rice bean), 5144 nucleotides. Its product is annotated as putative disease resistance RPP13-like protein 1. Gene Ontology annotation, molecular function: ADP binding. NCBI's taxonomy places the organism in Eukaryota, Viridiplantae, Streptophyta, Magnoliopsida, Fabales, Fabaceae. The record is from RefSeq and is a predicted model, not a curated record.
AUGAUGGAAACAAAAUCACGGCCACUUAAUCAUUGAUGGAAAACAGCUGUAAGUUUGUGUUGAUAGGAAGACUUUAAAUUUUUUGGUUGACUAUUAUGGUCUUCGAAAAAAAUGACCUUCUGCACUGCAUUAUUCAUUGGAUUGUCAUUGACUUUCUAUUUACUCAUUCAUUCAGAUCACUCAUUUCAAUUCCACAAAUCCACUUUCUACCAUGGCUGCCGAAAAAAUUGCCGGUGCUCUAGUGUCCACCUUUGUUGAGAGGACUAUUGACAAUUUGGCUUCUCGUUUUGUAGACAUAUUUCGUGGAAAUAAAAGCCACAAGAAGCAGUUAAGCAACUUGAAGGUGAAGCUCCUAGCCGUUGAUGUUGUGGCUGAUGAUGCAGAACAGAAACAGUUCACAGAUCCAUGUGUGAGAGAUUGGCUUCUCGCAGCCAAAGAUGCCGUGUAUGAUGCAGAGGAUCUCCUGGAGGAAAUAGACCAUGAUGCUAAAGAGGUUGGGAAUCCCCUCACUUCUUUUAUCAGUUUCUUUGAAAAUAAAUUUGAAUCAAGGAUGGAAAAACUCAUUGAAGACCUAGAAGAUCUUGCAACACAAAGUCAUCUUCUAGGUUUGGAAAGAGGUCAUGAUUUUGGGGAGGGAUCAAGAUCGGGCAGUAAACUAACAUCAACAUAUUUGCCAAACGAUAGUGUUAUCUAUGGCAGAGAUGAUGACAAAGAAUUUGUCUUUAACUGGCUCACAUCUGACAUUCCCGACAACCUAUCUAUACUUUCUAUAGUGGGAAUGGGAGGGGUGGGUAAGACCACUCUUGCCCAACAUGUAUUCAAUGAUCCAAGGGUGGAUGAGGCUAAAUUUGAUGUCAGAGCCUGGGUUUGUGUUUCAGUUGAAUCUGAUGUUUUCAAAGUAUCAAGAAAAAUUCUUGAGGAUGUUACUAGAUCACCUGAUCAUAGUUCAGAUACAGAUAUGGUUCACAGAAGAUUGAAAGAAAAAUUGACGGGCAAAAAAUUUCUUGUUGUUUUGGAUGAUGUUUGGAACGAAACCCUAUCUAAUUGGAAAGAGGUGCAAAAACCCCUUCUUCUCGGAGCCCAAGGAAGUAGAAUUGUUGUGACUACCCGUAGUAAGGAAGUUGCUUCUACCAUGUUUUCAGAAGAACGCUUUCUAAAGCAAUUGCAGGAAGAUGAUAGCUGGGAGUUGUUUGCUAAACAUGCAUUUCGUGAUGAUACUCAACCAAAUCCAGAAUGCAGAGAGAUUGGCAAGAAGAUUGUUAAAAAAUGUAAAGGACUACCUCUUGCCUUGAAAGCAAUAGGAAGUCUAUUAUACAACAAAUCAUCUGUUUCAGAAUGGGACACUGUGUUCCAAAACGAGAUAUGGGAAAUUCCAAAAGAUCGUUGUGAUAUUGUUCCCGCUUUAGCAUUGAGCUAUGUCCACCUGCCUUCCCAUUUGAAGACCUGCUUUGCUUAUUGUGCCUUGUUCCGCAAGGAUUAUGAGUUUAAGAAGGAAGAGUUGACUCAGUUGUGGAUGACUGAAAACUUUCAACAGCAUAGUAAGACUCCGGAUGAAACUUGCCAACAAUACUUCAAUGAUCUAUUAUCAAGGUCCUUCUUUCAACCCUCAGGUAAUGGGAAAGAACUAUUUGUCAUGCAUGACCUUCUAAAUGAUUUGGCAAGAUACAUCGCCGGAGACAUAUUUUUCAGGUGCAAAGAUAGUCAAACAAAUAAUAUACAAAAAGUAACUCGGCAUUUUUUAUUUGAACUUCCUAACUUUGGACGCUUUCAUGAAUUUGGAACUUUAUGCAAAACGGAAAGCUUGCGUACAUUUCUACCAACACCAGAUAGGAAACUGGAUUACUUUCAUUGGUUUUGCAGUAUGUCGAUACAUGAAUUGUUCUCCGAGUUCAUGUUCUUGCGUAUUUUAUCGCUCUCUCAUUGUUCUAACCUUUUAGAGUUACCUGAUUCUGUCGGCAAUCUUAAACUUCUUCGUUCCUUAGACCUCUCUCAUACUGCAAUAAGAAAACUACCUGAAAAAAUAUGUUCACUAUCCCACUUGCAAAUACUGGAGUUGAACUAUUGUACAUAUUUGGAAGAGUUGCCCAUAAAUUUGCAUUUACUUACUAAUUUGUGUAGCCUUGAAUUUAGGUUCACUAAAGUGAGAAAAGUGCCACCAGGUUUGGAAAAAUUAAAGAAUCUUGUAGUAAUGAUGAAUGUCUUUUAUGUUGACCAUAGCAUGGAGUCGGGUAUUCAACGGCUAGGAAAGCUUAAUAACCUUUCUGAACACCUAGAAAUUUGGGGACUGCAGUGCAUUAAGAAUCCUGAGGAUGCAUUAGAAGUCGAUUUGAAGAAUAAAACACACAUUGUGAGGCUGACAUUGGCAUUGGAGAGGACUGGGAACUCUAUUGAUUCAAAAAAAGAAGAAGACGUAAUUGAGAAUCUGCAACCUUCCAAAAACUUAAAGGAGUUGUCAAUCUUAAACUAUGGUGGGAGUAAAUUUCCAAACUGGUUACUAGAAGAUUCGUUACCAAACCUGGUGUCCUUAGUGUUGCUCAAUUGUAAAUCUUGCCAACAUUUACCUCCGCUUGGUCUUUUGCCAUUUCUGAAGAGCCUGUAUAUUUCAGGGUUUGAUGAGACCGUGAGCAUUGAUGCUUAUUUUCAUGGAAACAACUCUUCUUCAUUUCAAUCCCUUAAAAAGUUGGAGUUCUCCGAUAUGAAGCAAUGGGAAAAAUGGGAAUGCCAAGCUGUGACAGGUGCUUUUCCAAAUCUUCAAAUUCUUUCUCUGAAGAAAUGUCCGAAACUGAAAGGACAGCUGCCAGAGCUACUUGUUCCUUUGAAAACACUAAAAAUUACACGUUGCCAACAACUUGAAGCUUUCCCUCCCAGGACUCUAGAAUUAGACCUACGUCACUGUGGAAAGUUGCAAUUGGAUUGGGCUCCAAUGGAAUGGCCUAGAAUGGACGGGCACCACAUGACAGCAUUUUUCUCUGAAAGUGAUGGGUCCCACACUCUUGAUGAUUUGGAAAUUGUAGAGGUAAUCAGUGAUGGCUCUAUCCCUCUAACGACCUUUCCACUAGACUCCUUCCCAACAGUCAAGAGACUUGUUCUCUCUUGGUUACGUAAUCUAGAGAUGAUUUCACAAGAUCAAGCUCAUCAUGAUCAUCUACUGGAUCUGACAAUCACAAGAUGUCCUAAAUUUGAAUCGUUGUCUGGAAACAUGCGUGUGUUGUCUCUUACAUCGCUAUGGAUAGAAGACUGUCCAAGAUUUAAGUCGAUCCCUUACGGAGGUUUGCCAUCAAAUUUGGAGAAUCUGACAAUCAAAGGGUGCCCUAAGUUUGAAUCAUUACCCGACUCUGUUGGCAAUCUCAAGCUUCUUCGUUCCUUAGACCUCUCUGAUACUGCAAUAAGAAAACUACCUGAAAAUAUAUGUUCACUAUCCCACUUGCAAAUACUGGAGUUGAACUAUUGUACAUAUUUGGAGGAGUUGCCCAUAAAUUUGCAUUUACUCACUAAUUUGUGUCGCCUUGAAUUUAGGUUCACUAAAGUGAGAAAAGUGCCACCAGGUUUGGAAAAGCUAAAAAAUCUUAAAGUAAUAAUGAGUAACUUUAAUGUUGACCUUAUCAUGGAGUCGGGUAUUCAACGGCUAGGAAAGCUCAACAACCUUUACGAAGACUUAUCAAUUGGGGAACUGCAUGACAUUGAGAAUCCUCAGGAUGCAUUCGAAGCUGAUUUGAAGAAUAAAACACACAUUGAGAGUCUGACAUUGGGAUGGGAGAGGACUGGGAACUCUAUUGAUUCAAAAAAAGCAGAGGACGUACUUGAGAAUCUGCAACCUUCCAAAACCUUAAAGGAGUUGUCAAUCUUUAACCAUGGUGAGAAUAAAUUUCCAAACUGGUUGCAACAAACUUCAAUUUGGAAUAUGGUGUCGUUAGAGUUGGACAAAUGUAAAUCUUGCCAAAGUUUACCUCCGCUUGGUCUUUUGCCAUUCCUCAAGAAGCUGGUGAUUUCAGGGUUUGAUCAGAUAGUGAAUGUUGAUGCUGAUUUUCAUGGGAAGAACUCUUCUUCGUUUAAAUCUCUUGAAACAUUGUAUUUCUCCGAUAUGAGACAAUGGGAAAAAUGGGAAUGUAAAGUUGUGACAGGUGCUUAUCCAUGUCUACAACAUCUUUCUAUAAGCUUUUGUCCCAAACUAAAAGGACAAUUGCCAGAGCAACUUGUUCCUUUGGAAACACUACACAUUACAAACUGCGAACAACUUGAGGCUUUCGCUCCAAGGGCUCUAGAUUUAGAACUACGUAACUGUGGAAAGCUACAAUUGGAUUCGGCCAUGAAAAGGCUCGUAAUGGGUGGGCACAACACGGAAGCAUCCUUGCUGGAAAUGGUUGGAUCUAACACUCUUGAGCACUUGGACAUUUCUUCAUCCCUGGAGUCCAUGAGUGAUGACUGUGUCUUUGUAAGGACCAUUUCACUAGAUUUCUUUCCAAUACUCAGGACCCUUAAUCUUAGAGGGUUUGGUAAUCUACAGAAGGUUUUACAGGAUCACGCUCAUUAUCAUCUCCAGGAUCUGACAAUCAAAAAAUGUCCUAAAUUUGAAUCAUUAUCUGGAAUCAUGCAUAUGUUGUCUCUCAAAUCACUAUGGAUAGAAGAUUGUCCGAGACUUGUGUCGUUUCCUGAUGGAGGUUUGCCAUCAAAUCUAAAUGACAUGAGACUGAGUAAUUGUUCUAGACUUGUUUGCUCACUGAAAGGAGCUUUCGGAGACCGUUCUUCUUUGGAAAGCUUGUGGAUUGAAGGAAUGGAUGCAGAAUGUUUUCCUGGUGAAGGCUUGCUUCCACUCUCUCUUACUUCUUUAACAAUAUGUGAUUGUCCAAAUCUAGAAAAGUUAGAUUAUAAAGGUCUUUAUCAACUCUCAUCUCUCAGAAGACUGACUCUUGUUAGCUGCCCUAACCUCCAAUGCUUACCAGAGGAAGGUCUUCCAAGAUCAAUUUCAUAUCUUUGUAUAGGCGAUUGUCCUUUGCUCGAACAGCGUUGCCAGACAGAAGGAGGGGAAGAUUGGGAAAAGAUUGCUCACAUUCAAAAUCUGAAUAUAUUGUAAUGUUGUUUGUUUUGAAUAGUGAUGCAUUUGGUCGGCUACAAUUUAUUUAAGAUCAUGAAAUGGCAAAUUGUAA